AUGCAACGCUUAAUUCCAGUCAUCAACAGUUUACAAGACGUUUUCACUGCCGCCGGUCUUCCAAACACGCUCCCGCUCCCACAAAUAGUAGUAGUUGGAUCUCAGUCAUCAGGGAAGUCCUCAGUAUUAGAGCAUAUCGUUGGUAAGGACUUUUUACCACGGGGGUCUGGGAUAGUGACUCGUCGACCACUUAUAGUCCAAUGUGUUCGUUCCGAUGUUCCGAAGGAGUAUGGCCUCUUUGAGCACACGGGUGACAAACGAUAUUUUGAUUUCUCUGAGAUCCGAGACGAGAUAGCUGCGGAGACUGCACGGACGUGUCCAGGGCGGAAUGUUUCAUCGACACCGAUUCGCUUACGAAUCCAUUCUCCGAAUGUCGUUGAUUUGACAUUAGUAGAUUUGCCGGGUUUAGUGAAAGUCUCUGUAGUUGGGCAAGCCAAAGAGUUAGUGAAGGAUUUACGAGAUAUGGUGUAUCAAUAUGCAGCCCCAGAGAAUGCGUUGAUCUUAGCUGUUACCUCUGGGAAUGUUGAUAUUGCGAAUUCCGAUGCUUUACAUGUAGCCAAAGAAGUUGAUCCUGAUGGUGAGCGGACAAUUGGAGUCUUAACUAAAUUAGAUUUAGAGGACAAAGGAACCAACUCGAUGGAUGUCUUAAUGGGCCGAGUUUAUCCAUUGAAACUGGGGUAUAUAGGUGUAGUGAAUCGUUCACAACAAGACAUUAAUAAUGGGAUGGACGUCCAAACAUCAUUAAAGAAUGAAAGAAAGUACUUUGAAGACCAUCCCGUGUAUUGUUCUAUAGCAGAUCGAAUGGGCACGGAAUACUUAGUGAAUAAACUGAACACAUUACUGUUGCAACAUAUCCAAAAAUGCCUCCCAACGCUAAGAAGUCAAAUCAAUGAGUCUUUUGAGAAGGCAAGAAAAAGAUACGACGAGAUCAAACCCGACGACGACAAUCUCUUGUCCGUCUCCUUACAGCAAAUCAUGAAAUUCUCAACUUCAUUCUCAAACGCGUUGAGCGGGAAUAACACUGAUAUCCACGCACACGAGUUGGCAGGUGGUGCAAAGAUCUUCUCCGUUUUUGAAACACAAUUCAGACCAAAUAUCGACUCACAAGACAUCUUGGCUAAUAUUAAAGACGUCGACAUUUUGACGGCUAUUAAAAACGCAAGUGGGACUCGACCAUGUCUCUAUGUCCCACAGACCGCUUUUGAGAACUUAAUUGCUAAACAAGUCAAGAACUUCGAGGGGAGCUGCCACCAGUGUGUCGACUCGGUCUAUUCCGAAAUGAAAAACAUCGUCGCUAAAACAGCAAAAGAAAAUAUUGAGAAGUACGACAGAUUCAGAGAAGCACUUGUCCAAGCUUCAACUGAAGUCAUGAACACUUUUAUGACCCAGGCACAUAAGAUGAUCCAAGACAUCAUCGACAUAGAAGCGGACUAUGUCAACACGAGUCAUCCGGAUUUUGAUACUACAAAGGUGCUCAAAGAAGCCGACGAAGCGAUGAAAACGCCUGAAAAUAUGACUGCGAAAAGACAAGAUGUUGUUGUUGAUGUCACUACACAGAAGAGAGCACAAAACAUGCAACCACAAACAACUCAACCGAAAAAACAAAGCCACUUCACUAAAGAAUUGAACACACAGAAAAAGGAACAACAAACGAGUCAAGUCCAACCAGCACAACAAAAUGCGAUGACGUCAUCGAUUCGGGUGGAUCACACAAAUCAGAGAGAAAUGAGAGAAAUUGAGUUGAUCAGAAACUUGUCGAGAGACUAUUUGUUGAUUGUGAGAAAGAGUAUUAAGGACUUGGUCCCAAAGGCUGUCAUCCAUUUCUUGGUGUUCAAGACUAGAGACUCGAUCCAAAAAGAACUCAUCAAGAAGAUGUACAACGAAACUCUCCUUCAAGACUUAUUGGCUGAAAACCCGGCUCUUGUGAGUGAGAGAAAAGUUGUUAAACAGAAUUUGGACGCUUUGAAACAGGCGCUUGACAUCAUCAACAACGUUAGAGAUAAGUGCUUCUAA
Molecule: messenger RNA, 2013 nt
Organism: Entamoeba invadens IP1
Lineage: Eukaryota; Evosea; Mastigamoebida; Endamoebidae
Product: dynamin, putative
Exons: 2
Coding region: 1-2013 (670 amino acids)
Cellular component (GO): microtubule; membrane; cytoplasm
Molecular function (GO): GTP binding; GTPase activity; microtubule binding
Source: RefSeq, a predicted model, not a curated record